Gasterosteus aculeatus aculeatus (three-spined stickleback) is the source of this 5292-nucleotide messenger RNA. RefSeq names its product tetraspanin 17 (gene tspan17). Gene Ontology annotation, cellular component: plasma membrane. NCBI's taxonomy places the organism in Eukaryota, Metazoa, Chordata, Actinopteri, Perciformes, Gasterosteidae. The record is from RefSeq and is a predicted model, not a curated record.
CUUCCUUCAGGCGCAGGGGGGCGCUCGCGAGGCGGACGGGGCAAGAGAGGAAAUUGUUUCCUCGUUUGACAGCAGGGGCUUGUUUUACAGCACAGAACUACCAGAAACGAAAGUUUCCAGGGACGAUAGAUGCCGACACUAAUUGAGGAGACGUUUAGCUGAAAAGCCCAUCAGCUCCCUAUCGCCCUCCCGGUGUGAGAAUUAACAUCGACCGAACGGCAGAUGAGUGUCUUUGCAUUUGUUGUUGUUAGCCGCUAAUGCUAACCAUAGAAGUCGCCAGCUAGCCUAGCCCAGUGAGCUAAUGGUUAACGCGAGGGAAAGAUAAUUCGCCGCAUAUGUUUGAUUCAUGUAUCGCUGUCCCGGCGGGUGGCGUGAGCUGAUGGAGCCAGCUGACCGGGGCGUCGCUUGUUCAAGAAGUGCAGCUUUGGCCGAGCUUUUAAAGCUGCUUCCCUGUUAGCUUCGCGGUUAGCGCCCCACUACACUUGGAAGAAUGAGUAGAAAACACCAUCAUCUUAAAGGAGCCGAAGUCAGCUGCUGCGUGAAAUACUUCUUGUUUGGAUUCAACAUUUUAUUCUGGUUGCUAGGAGCCGCAUUCUUGGCCGUAGGUCUGUGGGCAUGGGCGGAGAAGGGCGUUCUCUCCAAUCUGUCAACCAUCACAGACAUGGGAGGCCUUGACCCCGUGUGGCUCUUCAUCGUCGUAGGAGGGGUCAUGUUCAUCCUGGGCUUUGCCGGCUGUAUCGGAGCUCUCCGAGAGAACACCGUACUGCUUAAAUUUUUUUCUGUGUUCCUGGGUUUGAUCUUCUUCUUGGAGCUGACAGCGGGGGUCCUUGCCUUUGUCUUUAAAGACUGGCUCAAAGAUCAGCUCAACUUUUUCAUCAACAACAAUGUCAAGGCAUACCGUGAUGACAUCGACUUGCAGAAUCUCAUUGACUUCGCCCAGGAAUAUUGGUCAUGCUGUGGAGCCCACGGGCCCGACGACUGGGACCUGAACAUCUACUUCAACUGCACCGAGCCAAACCCCAGCAGAGAGCGCUGCGGAGUGCCCUUCUCCUGCUGUGUCAAAGACCCCGCAGAGGAUGUCAUCAACACGCAGUGUGGUUAUGACGUCCGGCUUCAAAAGGAGCUGGACUGGCAGAAAUAUAUCCACACCAAGGGCUGUGUGGGACAGUUUGAGAAGUGGCUUCAGGACAACCUCAUUAUUGUAGCUGGAAUCUUUGUUGGUGUUGCACUAUUACAGAUUUUCGGCAUCUGCCUCGCUCAAAACCUGGUAAGUGACGUCAAAGCUGUCAAAGCCAACUGGUGACCGCAGGGCGGGGACGUUGGGGAAGCCGCGCCCCAGCAAGGUCAACACGGCACUCAAGUCGUCCGUCCGGCUUAGGAGAACAGAGAUCCGUCAACACUGCAUUGCCGCUGAGCUAAGCAGCACUUGCACACUCUCACACUUUUAUACGUGCAUAUGCAAAGAGCUUACAUCCCUGUUUAUCGGGGACGCUUGAAUCGUUUACCACCCAGCUGGAUCUUAACUCUACGGCCCUGCCGACUUCAGAUGCUUUUUUUUUUUUUUUUCCCUUUGUGCUUCCUAUGAUUUAUUUCUUUGGACAAUUGUAUUUAUGGGACGCAGUUGCACAAGGACUAAUGUUUACUGGGAGAUUUAAAGCCGUGGCCGAAAACAAACAAACAAACAAAGGAAAAAGCAAACAGUCUCAGUUAGUCUCCUUUUAUUUGAGGUCAGGCGUGGGAUUGCCCCCUUCCACUCAGUGAGUGGUUGAACAAAGCUCCCUACAAACGGCCUGUUUUUAACCUGUCCCCACAUCCUGCUGUAGGGAGCCGUGGGGGAUUGGACGGGCCAAAAAAGACAUGGAUUCCACCGUUCUGACUUUUUAUGACCACUGAAAAGACUCUGAACACUGGCAGGUCAAGUCUGCAACUUUGAAUUGUUUCACAGGACUUCAACUCGAAGUGUAAAAAAAGUGCCAUUAAUUCCCUGUUUUACUUUACUUCAUACCUCAAGGCCUGGCUGGAAACCGAAUGCUUUCUGCAAUAAGUUCAAUGCAAACCUUUUAUUUUCCAUCCAUGUCUACGUAAUUGAGAUUUACCAACUCGUUGCAGAACAGUUUAUCCAAAGUUACCCUGUUUGCCCUGCAGUGAUUAUCCGUUGAUUUACUGAAGGAUGUGGUUUUGUGCGAUACGGGGAGGUCCGGAUCAUAGGACUAUGCUAUACAUUGAAAGGAGUUUAUUAAUAGUUGAGAUUGUUGUUCAUCUCUAAGCAUCCCUCAGGCACAUGGGAUUGGUGAUUUGGGGCCUUAUUUACUUGACUUAUGUUACCACGCUUGUCUUAUUUUCUUAUCUUCACAACGUGUAUUAAGAAUAUUUGUCUUUUUUUAAAGAUGUCCUUUUAAUUACCUUGUAUUCUACCAUUUUAUUGAGGCAGAUCCUGGGUUCAUUGUUUGGCUUUACCAGCCACUUGUUUUACUUUUGACCCAGCAGUCAACUACUAAAUAGCUUCUUAUUGUGGAUGUUUUUAGCAGUCCUAAUGGAGACCAAAUAAUAUAUCAGCCGUGAGCUAAUUGCCAUGGUUUCUUUUCAACCCACAAUUGUGAUUUUUAUAAGGAAUUCCAAGCAAAAAACAAAAAGGAUUUCUGGACAGCCAAAAUGUGAAUAUAUUCUUUCUUUUACACAGAAAGUGCCUGUUGAAAAUAAAAAAAUAAAAAUGUUAAAUGUUAGGUUUUAUCUUUAGGUCAAUAUUGUGUCUUCAGUUUGGAUUGUUGUUGUUUUUUAAUCGAAUUGUAAAAACAAGCAGUUACCUUUCCAUUUUAACACCCUCAAUAUAACACGACUGCUGCUUAAACGUUAACUAGAGUAUUGAUAUGUAGUACAAUAACCAAGUUAACAAGUCUCCUAAUUGGCCAUGAUGUCAUUGGACAUAUUUUGAUUGAUUUGUUGUCGUUCACGUUGCUAUCACAUUUUUUACGUCACCGUCGUAGAUUCUCAUCCUCAGCCGUGAUCCUCACGGUCCGAUAUACCAGGUUCACUUGAUACUUUUGUCCAUUAUUUUUCCUGCAUUUAACCACCGCAGUUGUUUCCAGUUGUAGCUUUGUGAGUCGGCUACGCAGCACAGGCAUGUAUGGGAGACUCACACACCCAAAAAGAAAACAUGUUUUGAAUAGUAACAGCCAAAACUUGAAAGUUGAGUAGCAACAGAACAACAAACCCUGCUUCACUGCGUCUGUGUGUGUGUGUGUGUGUGUGUGUUUGUAUAUAUAUAUUUCUACACACACACACAGGAGCUCGUUCAGUCACAGCACCUUCCGAUCGCCUGCGAUACUCGCACGUCGCAUAUCCCUUUCACCCACUCGCUCCCCCUUCAAAGCUCGCCCUGAUCUGACUGCACCGGUUUCAGUGCCUGUCGUUUUGAUGUAUUUUUAAACGUAGCGCUCGCUUGAAGAAAAAUAAAAGAAGAGAAACACAAGACAAAACAACAGUCUCUUUGAAUGUAGGUGUCACGACUGAGCGAGCGGAAUGGAUCCGGGGCAGCGCGGAGCAUCUGUACUGCAGUGACUGCAGGUGGUCUUUAAUGACUCUGUAGAAAGUUUCCACGGGAGAAGCUCAUUCAUUUCAGCUCUUUAGUUGUAAUCAAUGAGUAAGAGCCUCGAGCAGUCCUAAGAAAAAUGACCCCCCCCUUCAGAUGAAAUAUAGAAACAUGUACAGCCUUAUGUGAUACCAUAUUUUUCUAUUCCAAGGAUGUGUGUGUGGCCCUCUUUGAUUUCACCAACUGUUGUAAAUCAAUCCUUCCCACUGAAGUGUAGAGGAUCAGGAAUAAAUACACCACUGUUUAUUUUCCCUCCACACCUUUCUCAUUUAAUCUUUUGAGCAGUAGCUUGAAUCGGAUAAUGGGGUGAUUUAUUAGUUGAAGGUUUUUCCCUUUUUUUUCCCCCUAACAUCAUAAUCUGGAACUUUUUGCUCAGGGUUUUUGGGACAACUCCCAUCCAUGACACUACAAAUGAAUGAAACCAACUCUCUGCUUAUGCAUGGGAGAACAUUCUGAGUUGUAUUUGUUUAAGUGAUGGGGUGCUGCCUUCUGCGUGAAGGGUCUGCCUCUGUGUGUGUGUGUGUGUGUGUGUGUGUGUGUGUGUGUGUGUGUGUGUGUGUGUGUGUGUGUGUGUGUGUGUGUGUCAUAUGUAUGGAAAUGCCAAUAAUCAGACAGUCACCAUGUAACGAGGACCAUAAAGCCAUAAUAAACAAACAGUCGUAGCCGCGUGGCUUUAAUAUGCAGACAGUACAAAGAAGACUCUAUGGAUCUUGUGUGUUUUAGCAGCUUUGGAUCCUUUUUGGUUUUGUAUUGCUCUGAUUUAGGGAAAGAAAACAAUACUAAAUAGGCCUUGUCCGUUAUAAUGUUCUUGCGUUCCGAAACGCCCUGUUAACUGCCCAAAGCGAAAGCAGAGAAAUUAAGUCAUUCCCCGAGGAGGAGCCUUAUGCAUACCAUGAAUGUUUAAGCUUAACGCUGUGCACCCGCUGCUCCGUGCUCAGUUAGCAUUUCUUCUUAGACUCAUACAGUUUGAUGCACAAGACAAGUGAAACAUAGGAAUGGGAGAUAAAGGGUCGGCAAUGUUACAGAUGUUAUUCUGGUUUGUACAUAUUUAUUGCAUAAAAGCCUAUGAACAUUUAUUGCUUCUAUUGUGUGUGUGUGUGUGCACCUUGUAUGCCACGCUAAGACUUUAAACCGCCAUCUCUAUGCUCUAUGUCCAGGAUUUCACAAUACUUAUUUGAUCUGCACAGAUCAUCAGCUGCAUCUGCACAAACAAUGUGACUGAACUUUUUACAAUGUACUUUUUGCAUACAAACACAAAGUGACACAUAUUUCCCUUUUGAUAUUCCUGCCUGCUGACUUUGGCCAAAGAAGCAGCAUAAUUGACUGGAUUGUGAGCACGGCUACAUCACGGAUGUCAGUGUUGACAUUUCUAUACCAGAUCAGGACACGAGCAUCACAAAAGUGUUUCAACUUUCUGGGACUUUACAGUUGAAGAAUAUGGAUUUCAGUCACACAAAAACCACUAUAAAUAUUUCAUUUGUUCUGCUGAGAAACCAGAACCGCUUUCUCAGUAUGACGGUUUGUGUCCCCAUCGCAGCAGAACUGAAGACACAAAACCAUGCGAUGCAUCCGCUCGCUGGUCAGACCCAUCUACUCGUCUUGUAAAGAAAUAUUGCAUAUGAAAACUGUGGGACAUGGUCUGUUACACUGUAUAUUCUGUUUAAAAUAUGCCCCUUUCAUAUAUUAAAGGAUUUAUGAUAACA